CGAUCGUCUGCGCAUAGGGAUGAGCAGGUACCCGAUCCUCCUCAUCCCCGAUCUUCACGUAUCCGCGGAACGGAUGGCCAAGAGAGGACGAUUCCGGCAUGGUCCUCGGAGAUGAGCAGACCCCGACCCAGGCUCCUGGCCCGCUGCGGCCGGCGGGACAGAUAGAAGCAGUCCAAAUAUGACCAAACUCUACGAAUUCAACUGGCAACGGCCGGUGCCUCCGGCCCUGCUCAAAGGAUGCAUCUUCGACCGCUGGGAAGAGGAAAAAGAACAAGCUGCCUACGAACCCAAUGCCCUCUUUAAAGUAGAUGAAUAUGGUUUCUUCAUCUACUGGCGAAGCGAAGGGCGGGACGGCCAGGCGCUUGAACUGUCCCAAGUAAACGACAUCCGAGCCGGCGGAGUGCCCAAAGAUGCCAAACUGCUGGCUGAACUUCAAGCCAAAAACUCCAAGAACAAUCUCGAAGAUGUCAGCCUCACCAUCUGCAGCGGAUCCGACAUGGUGAACAUCAACUACACCCACGUGGUCUGUCCAGACGUCGAGACAGCAAGGGAGUGGCAAGCAGGACUGCGUUAUAUCACCAACAAUAUCAAAGCCAACAACGUUUGCCCCAUGACGUGCUUGAAAAAACAUUGGAUGAAAUUGGGUUAUUUGGUGGAUCCUGACGGCAACUUACCCAUAAAGAGGAUAGCACAAACAUUUGCGUCAGGGAAGACGGAAAAGCUUGUUUACCAAUGUAUAAUGGAAGUCGGCUUACCAAAUGGAAAGAACGAUGUUAUUGACUGUAAAGAUUUUACGUUUGAGAAAUUCCAUCAACUUUACAACAAACUCUGUCCAAGGAGCGACAUUGAAGAACUUUUUAAAAACAUCACACAAGACAAAAGUGACACCAUCACCGUUAAGCAGCUCAUCACUUUUCUAAACAAAAAACAGCGUGACCCGAGGCUGAAUGAGAUUCUGUAUCCCUUCUACGAUGAGAUGAGGGCCAAAGAGAUUAUCACCACUUACGAGAGAAACCAGGAGUUAGCCACUCAAGGUCUUCUGAGCCAGGACGGUCUCAUCCGGUACCUGAUGUCGGACGAGAAUGCGCCCGUGUUCCUGGACCGGCUGGACAUCUACAUGGACAUGGAUCAGCCCCUGGCGCACUAUUACAUCAACUCCUCGCAUAACACUUACUUGACGGGCCGACAGUUCGGAGGAAAGUCGUCCGUCGAGAUGUACCGACAAGUGUUGCUCGCGGGAUGCAGGUGCGUCGAGUUGGACUGUUGGGACGGAAAGGGGGAAGAUGAAGAGCCCAUCAUCACUCAUGGGAAGGCUAUGUGCACAGACAUCCUCUUCAAGGAUGUUAUUGCUGCUAUACGAGAUUGUGCAUUUGUUACCUCAGAAUAUCCAAUCAUUCUAUCUUUCGAAAAUCAUUGUAGCAAAAAGCAACAGUACAAGCUGGCUAAAUAUUGCGAUGACUGUCUCGGUGAUAUGUUGUUGAGAGAACCCUUGCCAGGAUUUCCAAUAGAAACUGGUGUGCCACUUCCAAGUCCAAACGACCUGAAGAAAAAGAUUAUCAUCAAAAAUAAACGGUUGCGACCUGAAGUAGAAAAACAGGAACUGGAACUGUGGCGAAAGGGUCAGCUGCAGAAUGACGAUGAUGACGACGACAAAGAAGACGCGGCACCCGACCUCUCGCUUAUCUCAGAUGACAUCACUCAAGACGGAGUUCCUCUGGAUAGUAUCAAAGAUAUUCCGAUGGCGAUAAAUGAAAAGAAGGUAAGUUUUGUCACCGGCAGCAUCUGCAACGGCGGUUCUUCUUGCAGGGGAUCAACCAAGUCUCCAGACAUAAAGGAAGCUCCGCAGCUGGACGAAGCCAUCGCCAACUACAAGUACACCGGGGCGACAGUUCACGUGCACCCCUAUUUGUCGUCGCUCGUCAACUACGCACAACCCGUCAAGUUCCUAGGAUUCGAUGUCGCCGAAGAGAAAAAUCUGCACUUCAACAUGUCUUCCUUCGCAGAAAAUACAGCUUUGGGUUACUUAAAAUCUCAAGCGAUAGAAUUUGUCAACUACAACAAAAGACAACUAAGUCGGAUCUAUCCGAAAGGUACAAGAGCGGACUCGAGCAAUUAUCUUCCCCAGAUUUUCUGGAACGCUGGAUGCCAAAUGGUAGCGCUCAAUUUUCAGACGCCAGACUUACCUAUGCAGCUCAACCAAGGGAAAUUCGAAUACAACGGAGGUUGUGGGUACCUGCUGAAGCCGGACUUCAUGCGUCGUCCGGACAAGACGUUCGACCCGUUCGCCGAGUCUCCGGUGGACGGCGUGAUCGCCGCGCAGUGCUCGGUGCGCGUCAUCUCGGGCCAGUUCCUCUCCGACCGGAAAGUCGGCACCUACGUCGAAGUGGACAUGUACGGGCUGCCCACGGACACGAUCCGCAAAGAGUUCCGCACCCGGCUCGUGCCCCAGAACGGACUCAACCCCGUCUACAACGAGGAGGCCUUCGUAUUCAGGAAGGUCGUAUUACCAGACUUGGCUGUCAUACGGAUUGCUGUGUAUGAUGAAAACAGUAAAAUGCUUGGCCAGAGAAUAUUACCACUUGACGGCCUGCAGGCAGGCUACCGUCACGUGUCGUUGCGCACAGAAGGAAAUUUUCACAUGUCGUUGGCCAUGUUAUUCAUCAGCAUCGAACUGAAGAUCUACGUACCGGACGGACUGGGAGACUUGAUGGAUGCACUGUCGGACCCCCGGGCCUUCUUGUCAGCGCAGGAGAAGCGCCUGGCCCAGAUGCGGGCCAUGGGCAUCGAGGAAGCGGACAUCCAGACGAAGGACCUGCAGCUUGGAGCCACCAACUCCAUCACCAAGAAGGACGAGGACAAGAAAGAUGAUUUUAAAAUCGAGCCCAUCACGGCGGAGACUUUGAAAGUGGAGAAGGCUUUCCAAAAGCUGAUGAGAAAGCAGCAGAAAGAGUUGGAUUCACAGAGGAGAAAGCAGCACAAGGAGAAAAAUGUCAUCCAGAAGCAACAGUGCUCUGCCAUCGACAAAACGAUGAAGAACAUUAAGAACGACGAUUUUGCGCAGGACCCUCAGAUCCGAGAGCUGGUGCUGGUGCAGAUGAAACAGUGGUCGGCCAUGAUGGAGCGCCAGCGCAAAGAGGAGUGGGAGCUCCUCAAGAACCACCUGCUGCAACAGAGAGAGAUUCUGCAGAGACUCAUGGAGAUGGCGCAAGCGCACCAAAUGAAGCAGCUCGAAGCGAAGUUCGAAAGGGAAAACAAAGAGAUGAAAGGCAAGCAAGCCAAAGUGUCGGUGGAGACUGCCAGGGAAGUGGCCAGUGAUAAGACCCUGCGAAACAAGGCGGAGAGAGAAAGGAGACUACGUGAGAAAAACAGCAACAACACCAAGAAGUUCAUCGAGGAAAGGAAAACCGCCGCCCUCAAGCAGAGCAAGGAGCGGGAAAAGCUGAAGAAAGUUCACGAGAAGCAGCUCCAAGAUCUGGCUAAAGAAACAGAGCAGGCAAUCGAAUCAUACAACCACGCAGAGGCAGAAUACAAACUGGCCGCCAAAGUGGAAUGCUUCAUCUGAGAGAAUCUCUUUUCCUGAAAGAAUAAUCAUUCCUUCCUUCAUGUUUCCAUAGUGACACGAUUGCCUCGAGGGGGAAAAAAAGCAUUUCACAUUCGAAAAUCCGAACUGUGCCAAAUGGACCUGCUGUAGGGAGUCGGUUUUUACGUUGGUUCUUAACGUUAAUCUCUUAGCUAUCAUUUCAAGAACAAUGCACAAGUCACGCAUCAAUUCCAAAUUCUAAAACUUUACUUUGUUCAACUUUUCUCUAAGUGGUAGUGCGCACAGAACGAGAUGUAAAAACAAAAAAAGUGAAAGUUAA
Molecule: messenger RNA, 3860 nt
Organism: Uloborus diversus
Lineage: Eukaryota; Metazoa; Arthropoda; Arachnida; Araneae; Uloboridae
Product: 1-phosphatidylinositol 4,5-bisphosphate phosphodiesterase-like
Exons: 32
Coding region: 179-3562 (1127 amino acids)
Biological process (GO): lipid metabolic process; phosphatidylinositol-mediated signaling
Molecular function (GO): calcium ion binding; phosphatidylinositol-4,5-bisphosphate phospholipase C activity
Source: RefSeq, a predicted model, not a curated record